CCUUACGUUCCUUCCGGUUCUGCGCCCCCAUCCUGUCCCAGCCCCUCCUUCCUGCUGCCCCCCGGCUCGGCGGGGUACCUGCUCUGUCGAGAUUCCGCCGCUGAGCCCCGCCCCCAACCCGAGCCGUCCCCUAGGGCUCGCCUGCAGCUUAACAGCCCCCCUGGCAGUGGGCUCGCUUGCGGCACGCACCCCGGCAACCACGAGCCGCAGUGGGCGCGCCAGCCGUCUGCCCGCCCCGCGUGAGCGGCAGGGGCCGCCCAUAGUUCCGGGGCGGUUUCUCCGAUUGACCCGAGCUCCCCGCCCCCCUCCCGCGGCCCUGGGGGCUGUAGGAGGCCGCGGAGAGGAGGCACUGAAUUGGGCUCUUGACGAGCAGCCUCUCUUAAUCCUCAGAACGUCCCGGGGAGCUCUGCAGGGUCCCACUUCCUGGGCCAUGAGUGAGCUGAAGGACUGCCCCUUGCAGUUCCAUGACUUCAAGUCUGUGGACCACCUGAAGGUCUGUCCCCGCUACACAGCAGUGCUGGCCCGCUCUGAGGACGAUGGCAUCGGCAUUGAGGAGUUGGACACACUGCAGCUGGAGCUUGAGACCCUGCUGUCCUCUGCCAGUCGGCGCCUACGUGUGUUGGAAGCUGAAACCCAGAUCCUCACUGACUGGCAGGAUAAGAAAGGUGACCGGCGAUUCCUGAAGCUGGGUCGAGACCAUGAGCUUGGAGCCCCUCCCAAACAUGGGAAGCCCAAGAAACAGAAACUGGAAGGGAAGGCCGGACAUGGGCCAGGCCCCGGCCCUGGGCGACCCAAAUCCAAAAACCUUCAACCCAAGAUCCAAGAGUAUGAAUUCACUGAUGACCCAAUUGAUGUGCCACGGAUUCCCAAGAACGAUGCCCCUAACAGGUUCUGGGCCUCUGUGGAACCCUACUGUGCUGAUAUCACCAGUGAGGAGGUACGCACGCUAGAGGAACUCCUGAAGCCCCCAGAAGAUGAGGCUGAACAUUACAAGAUCCCGCCCCUGGGAAAGCAUUACUCCCAGCGCUGGGCCCAAGAGGACCUGCUGGAGGAGCAAAAGGAUGGGGCCCGGGCAGCAGCCGUGGCUGACAAGAAGAAGGGUCUCCUGGGGCCACUGACUGAACUGGACACUAAAGAUGUGGAUGCCCUGCUGAAGAAGUCUGAGGCCCAGCACGAGCAGCCAGAAGAUGGGUGCCCCUUUGGCGCCCUGACACAGCGCCUCCUUCAGGCCUUGGUGGAGGAAAAUAUUAUUUCCCCUAUGGAGGACUCUCCCAUUCCCGAUAUGUCUGGGAAAGAAUCUGGGGCCGAUGGGGCAAGCACCUCUCCCCGCAAUCAGAACAAGCCCUUCAGUGUGCCACACACCAAGUCCCUGGAAAGCCGCAUCAAAGAGGAGCUGAUUGCCCAGGGCCUGCUGGAGUCAGAGGACCGCCCUGCAGAGGACUCAGAGGAUGAGGUCCUUGCUGAGCUGCGCAAACGGCAGGCCGAGCUGAAGGCCCUCAGUGCCCACAACCGCACCAAGAAGCAUGACCUGCUGAGGUUGGCAAAGGAAGAGGUGAGCCGGCAGGAGCUGAGGCAGCGAGUCCGCAUGGCAGACAAUGAGGUCAUGGAUGCCUUUCGCAAGAUCAUGGCUGCGCGGCAGAAGAAGCGGACGCCCACCAAGAAGGAAAAGGAUCAGGCCUGGAAGACGCUGAAGGAGCGGGAGAGCAUCCUGAAGCUGCUGGAUGGGUAGUCCUUGUCCCACCUCAACUGCUUGCCCUCGCCUAAGGGAGGCCCACUUCCUUCUUUGGGCACCAGAAGCCUUCGCCUGGGGCUGCCCAUGAGAAGGUGACAGUCCGGAGAAGAUUGUGGCCCUUCUCAUGAAUUUUGGCCCAGCUCUGUCCAGGCGGGAUGCAGGAGGCCCUGCGGGCUGGCCUGAAGCCCAGUUUCUGCUUGGCCCCAAGAUGGGGCUUUGUGUCUAGGGCUUCCUCUUUUCCUUCUUCCCCAUUCCCCUUCCCUUCUCCCCCUCAAGGACUUUUGCCUUGUGGUUUUGUAAAGUGCAAAUUUAAGAAUAAAGUGACUGCUGUGGUUUUGCAAAAAAAAAA
This is a messenger RNA of Chinchilla lanigera (long-tailed chinchilla), 2081 nucleotides long. It is a transcript of the gene Tada3, whose product is annotated as transcriptional adaptor 3. The record is from RefSeq and is a predicted model, not a curated record. Gene Ontology annotation, biological process: regulation of transcription by RNA polymerase II. Gene Ontology annotation, molecular function: transcription coactivator activity. The coding region runs from base 431 to 1729 and encodes 432 amino acids. Lineage: Eukaryota; Metazoa; Chordata; Mammalia; Rodentia; Chinchillidae. The transcript is spliced from 10 exons. Gene Ontology annotation, cellular component: SAGA complex.